GCCGGGGCGGCGGGGCGGCGGGGCGGGCAGGAUGCUGAGCCGCCUGCAGGAGCUGCGCAAGGAGGAGGAGACGCUGCUGCGGGUGAAGGCGGCGCUGCACGACCAGCUCACCCGCCUCAAGGUGGAAGAGCUGGCGCUGCAGUCGAUGAUCAGGUCCAGGGAGGAGGACGCGGCCGUCCCGGCGGCAGCCGCUGCGGACAGCCAGGAGACUCUUGGGCAGAUGGACAAUGAGGCUGCUAUCAAUCAAACUGAAUUACAGCUAAGUCUUCAAGAUCAUGAAGAGGAAGAAGAAGAGGAGGAGGAAUCAGAUUCUUGAGAGAAAAAAUAGUCAAGGAUGGUUUUUAAUACAGACUCAGGAAUUUCUUCUUCAUUCAUAUAAAAUUUGCCAGCAGAUUUUCAUGUUCUCCCAUGUAUGGAUACAAUCCGUAUGAUAUGCAAGACUCGGGGAGUCUGGGGAAGUAUACCCUUGCCCAUAUACUCAUACCCAUAUGAGUAUCAGAAGCUUGGCAAUUUUGAAUUAGAUGUUAAAAGAAGGAAAAUUUGCUGCACAGAUAUGUAGCAUAACCCAUUUUGUGUUUAAAACCUAAUGUGUAGCUUAUUACAUCUUUAUAUGUGGAUGGGAAAAGUCAUUAAUCAAGUCAGACUAAUUUAACACAGUAAAAGCAAUAAUUUGUCUGUUCUAAUUUCCAGUUGCUGAAAUAUAAAACCAGGCCAUGGAGGCUGAGUUGUAAACCAAUGAUUCUAUUAUAACCUCAUCUGCUUUAGCUGGGAAUUUUAAGAUAUGCAGUGAGCACAGGUGUGUCCAGGAUCAUCUCCAGGCGUUCAGCUGCUAGGUUCUCAGUUACACAGACCACCAGACGUACACUUCCUAGAAAUGUGACUGAUAGAUGUAGGUGUUCUUACACUGGGAGAAGCAGAUAUUGCACUGUUGACCUCAUUUUAAGUGCAGUAGCAAGGGAGCCGCUCUUUGUCCCUACUGGUGCUGUUCUUAUGUACUGUCAGUCUGACUGAAACAGUGAAGUAUUUUCUACUUGCUCUUUCAGCGUAGCAGCUAAUUGGCCUUCUAUUGUUACACAAAGUGUAUGGUAAUAAUUAGUCCAUGUUACUUUUAAUAAAAAACUAAUAUUUUUAAUUAGUUUUUUCUUUUUCCCUCAUGGCAACUUCAUGGAUCAGUGUAAGUCCACUUUCCGCUUUCAAGGUAUCUUCGAAGAGUAGGAGGAGUUUACUAAUUUACUUGUAAAAUGGAAAGGGACAUGAAGCCUCCUCCACAAUUUCUUUAAUGGUACAGUAACAAGCUAGUGCUGCUCCUACCAGUAACAGGAUGUUCUUUCUCCUUGUGGAACGCAGACACCAUGUACAAUUAUUUUAUCAUUUCUUGAAGACUUGUUUUGAUGCACACAAACGCCAUUAAACUGAUUAAAAGCAAAUAAAAGUAAUGUUCUAAUUCAGAUACUUUGUCAAACUGUCUUACUAAGAAACUAGUCAGUUACAACAAUCCAGGUGUGUUUGUUGUGCAGCUAGUAGCUAAAGGUGCUACUGCUGUCUCUGGUAUUUGGUAUUAGUAGCUCAGACAAAUAGUCUUCUCAAGUUUGCUUUUAAGAGUGGGAAAAGUACUUGGAAAAGUGUCCAGUAUCCUGGGUGUGGUCAGAACACUUGAUUCAGCCACCAAUAACUUCCUGCCACUGUUUGAAGAGAGAUUAUUCGGCUCUUAUCUGGCUUGUAGCUAUAGGAACUGACCCUUAGAAUGUAAACGUAGCUUCAUCCUGUACUAAAGACUAAUUGUUUAUUUGAGAAGCCUGGAUGUCCUAAUGAAAGAGCUUAGAACACCAGCGCAAAACACUUGGCAAAGCCUUCCCAAGGCUUGCAGGGAGAAAAAAAGUCUGAGCAGAUGUUGUGGCUCAGAGUGACACUUCCUUGGAAGUAUUAUGCAAAGAGUUGGUUUAAAAAGGGCUUAGUAGACAUCCUCUCCUUCCUUUGCAUUAGUGCUUGAUCUGCUUUGGGCACUGCACUUGGUUCCUUGUCUCCAUCUUACAACAGGUGCACCUGCCUCAUGCUUUCCUUCUGCAAAACCAUUUCUGGAAGGGUUGUUCCAGGAUUUCACUACCAGAGGCUCAUUUUGACCUUUGAAAAAAAUGUAUUUGUCUUCAGCAUGUUACAGACUAGUUUUCAGGGCUAUACUUGAUCUCCUUUCUUCCCUCUACCUUUUGUGAGCCCGUGCCUUUUGGAUUGGAUAUUGGAUUAAAACAGACAAACUAGUUUGCAAUAAAGUACUUCUGCUGUUGUCCUACUCCGUA
This is a messenger RNA of Oxyura jamaicensis (ruddy duck), 2294 nucleotides long. It is a transcript of the gene SNAPC5, whose product is annotated as small nuclear RNA activating complex polypeptide 5. NCBI's taxonomy places the organism in Eukaryota, Metazoa, Chordata, Aves, Anseriformes, Anatidae. Bases 32 to 316 code for a protein of 94 amino acids. Gene Ontology annotation, biological process: transcription by RNA polymerase II; transcription initiation at RNA polymerase III promoter. The transcript is spliced from 3 exons. The record is from RefSeq and is a predicted model, not a curated record. Gene Ontology annotation, cellular component: nucleus.